Sclerotinia borealis F-4128 is the source of this 1962-nucleotide messenger RNA. The record is from the annotation of a GenBank genome assembly. NCBI's taxonomy places the organism in Eukaryota, Fungi, Ascomycota, Leotiomycetes, Helotiales, Sclerotiniaceae.
AUGCGUCUCACAAUGGGCGAAGCAGCGGCUCUUCUGCUCAUUGCUUUUCCUAAUUUGAUCGCGGCACUCCCAGUAAAUACGGGUACCAAUGUUGAACAAUUGGUUCCAUUCAAGUUAACUAGUACGGGGGACGCGGGUAAAAGAGAUGUGGGGGAUGUGGAGAAAUUGAUUCCGUUGGUGGAUUCGAGGGAUUUGGAGCAGCUGGUUCCUUUUACGUUGGAUAAUGUGGAUACGGAGAGGGUGAAGAGAGGUGCUGGAGAUGUGAAGGUCUUGGUUCCGGUUGUGGGGAGAGAUGUGGAGGUUUUGGUUCCUGUUGCACCUACGCACUCGAAGAGAGAGUUGAAGAAAUUGGUUCCUGUUGUACCUUCGCACCCAAAGAGAGAGUUGGAGAGACUUGUUCCAAUUGCGCCUAGAGAUAUUGAGAAACUUGUUCCUAUUGCACCUUCACACCCAAAGAGAGAAUUGGAAACCCUUGUUUCGGUUACAUUAUCGACUGAAGGUUUUGAACAAACAGAUUUAGAAAAGCUUUUUCCUGUUGCACCUCCGCACCCGAAGAGAGAUUUGGAGAAGCUUGUUCCGUUUACAACAUCGACUAGAGAUGUUGAGAAGAGAGAUUUGGAGACACUUGUUCCGAUUACGCCUAGAGAUCUUGAGAAGCUUGUUCCGUUUACAACAUCGAUUAGAGAUGUUGAGAAGAGAGAUUUGGAGACACUUAUUCCAAUUGCGCCUAGAGAUAUAGAGACACUAGUUCCUGUUGCACCUUCGCAUCCAAAGAGAGACUUGGAGAUACUUGUCCCGGUUACACAGUCGAAAAGAGGUUUGAAGAGACUUGUUGCAAUCUCGCCAUCGACUAGAGAUAUUGGAGGUGUUGAGGAGAGAAAACCCAUCCCCCCUGUGGAUCAAUUGGAUCCGGGCUCUGUGGCUCCCGAUGUAGUAUUGAGUAUUGAGAAGAGAAGGACUAUUCCUCCUGCAUAUCAAUUAGAUCCUGAGUCUACCUCUCCAGAUGAUGUUCACAAUAACAACAAACGCCAAGAAUACGCCCACACCAAAACCGUCAUAGCAACCAUCAUAAAAACGAUCACAGGAGGCGUCGGAAUCCCUGGAUAUCCCGCUACAGUUAUUAGUGAUGUCACUAGUGUACAUAUCUCGACCAUCACGCAUCUUCCAUCUACUGUUACGGCUAUUGUAACAGCCAGUGCUUCUUCAAUUAUUGAUACUACUUGUACCGAAACCUCCACAUCUACUGGAGUUGGAACUGGGGUCACCAAUAUCCCAAUAUCAUCGAGUCCUCCCAUCCUGUCUACUGGCACCAAAGUGAGAGUAGUAACCACAACCCCAACGAGUGUCAAAACCGGAGUCAGUACUAGCCCAGCCAUCUCAAAUGGCAAUACCAGCACCAAAGAAAGCGCCAAGGCAAGCGGAACAAUGACAAGUAAAUUCAUCCCAUCAGGCACCGGAAAACUAGUCGGCCCAUCAGAAACUGGUACAGGCAAUAAUGGCACACAUGCUAGCGGCACAAACUUCCAUCUCUCGGGGACAGGAGAUGUUAGUUCUAAAACGAUCUCAACAAUAUCCAAGCCAUCUGCCUCGGGAAGCAUCACGACAAUCAUCGGAACAAGCACAACGAGGAUUUAUAUCACUGUAGAUGCUACUGGAAGUGGAACUAAAAAAUCUACUUCCAUACCUAUACCUAGCUCGAAGAGCAGCACGAGUAUUAAAACCACGAGUGGCAAAAAAACGAGUACUUCUGUUAAAGCAGCUGGACCUACGGAUAUUGUAACGAGCAGUGGCAGUACUAGUACUAGUAGUAGCGUUAAGAUUAUUUCUACUUCAUCGGUUAAAGCCACGAGUACGGUGGCGAGUAGGACGAAAGCGAAAACGACGUCGAGUACGGUGGUGGGGGUGCCAGUUAUGACGAAUAAGGUUGUUUAUAAGGGGGUGCAGAAGGUGUAUCCUAUUUAG